Molecule: messenger RNA, 1432 nt
Organism: Scylla paramamosain (green mud crab)
Lineage: Eukaryota; Metazoa; Arthropoda; Malacostraca; Decapoda; Portunidae
Product: ionotropic receptor 21a-like
Exons: 8
Coding region: 25-1263 (412 amino acids)
Cellular component (GO): membrane
Molecular function (GO): ligand-gated monoatomic ion channel activity
Source: RefSeq, a predicted model, not a curated record
ACAUUCCUCUUUCCGCCGGUCGUGAUGUACCGCCGAGCAGCAAAUGGCAGUGUGGUGGACAGGUACGGCGGCAACAUUCGUCUGGCCCAGGCCGUGGCGGGAAUGUAUAACUUCAGUAUCCGCUUCAUAGAGCCGCCUCCUGGUGAGCUUUGGGGUGAGCUGACGUCUAACGGUACGUGGAAUGGCAUGGUUGGGCUUUUUGCACGCGAAGAGGGAGACAUAGGAGUGGCUAACCUAUUCAUCACGGCACUUGGUGGACGGAGGAAGUUCCAGGAAUAUACAUUUCCCUACGGACAAGAAAGUACUUGCUUUCUGAUCAGGAGAGGAGCAGGACUCCCUCGCUGGCAAUCACUCGCGCUGCCAUUCGCACAAGAUACAUGGCUAGCCGUCCUCCUAGUCGCUCUCCUCGUAGGGCCUGUCCUUUAUGUCUUGUCUCAACCUCAAGUAACGAGCGGUGAGAAGCUGGCCGGCCGCUCCUUUGCAUUCUCCACUCUUUACACAUUUGCAGUGCACCUAAGGAACUCACGUCCAUUGCUUCCCCUACGUACUAGCCUCCAGGUAUUCGUGGCGUUCCUGUGGGUUUACGUCAUCAUCGUGACGGAAGCAUAUAGCGCCAAUCUGACUGCCUUCCUGACUGUUGAGAGAGUCCCAGAGGGCAUCAACACUCUAAAGGAACUCUACCAGUCAUCCUUUACUGUCUAUGCUCAGGGACCUUUCUUCGGCAACAACCUGGCUGCAGCCAAAAACGAGCAUGCAAGGGGCCUGUCGGAUCGCUUUAUUCCACUGCCUGAUCUGGAGAGCAUCUUAGAGCACGUAGUGAGUGGUGAAGGCGUGUACAUCGCCUCGAUCAACAACCUAAUAUACACCAUAUCAUUGCAUACCACCCCGCAAGGAAGCCCUACACUUAGGGUGAUCAAGGAAUGUUUCCAACCUUUCAACAUGGCAAUGGGUCUACAAAGCCACUCUCCUCUUAAAAGGAACCUUGACCAAGCCGUGAGAAUGAUAGUGGAAGCUGGUCUUGUACAUCAUUGGCUGGAUGAAACACUUCUUCUUGCCAAACAGGACAGACAGAAAGCUGCUGAAUGGUCUGCCAGCACGUCUACAGAAGGAUCAGCGAACACAACAGAUAGGAAGAUAGAGCAGAGCGUGCCAUUAAGUCUUGAACACUUGCAAGGUGUGUUCAUUGUGCUUGUUAUAGGUUGUAGUGUGUCACUCUUCGUCUUUUUCGUUGAAGUGGUAUUUCGAGACUCGUGGAAGCGGUGAACUUGUAGCAUCUGAACUCGCAUCUGAAGCAAAGGAAAACAAAUAUUCUGUUCGUUUUUAUGUAAUAAAUUUUGAACCAUUCAAAAUUUAUGGAUUAAAUGGUGUUGCAUUCUGUAGUGAGAAACUGAAAACAAAAAAGAUCUUAAAAUGAAACGGUAAAACAAUUCUC